AUGAGUUCAUCAGCCAUUAAUCAAGCAACAGCAGGCAACGUGAAAAAUAAAGUAUUGUCAGUGCUUAUAACUGGACCCUAUGGAGCUGGUAAAAAAACAAUCGUCCGCAUGACAAAAUAUGGCGAAAUUGCUGACCUCUUACCAACAAUCGGUGUGGAUUUCGAAAAGAUAACUAUUGAUGAAACUCCUCUGUUGAUCUGGAGUAUAGGUGGUCGUUCAGGACAUCGUGCUACAGUAACACAAUAUUAUAGAAGAAUGUCAGCAUUUAUUUUUGUUGUUGACUCCAAUGAUCAUUUAAGCAUUGGUGAAGCACGUGAAAGACUUCAUCAAAUAGUUGGUGAUGAUCGUAUCGAAGAUAAACCUAUUCUCAUAUUUGCCAAUAAACAAGAUUUGCCCGAUGCAAUGAGUGUUGAUCAACUUCGAGAAGAACUUCAUUUAGACAAAGUGGAUAAGAAGGUCAAAUGGCAUUUACAACCAGCAUCUGCUACUCAAAACCAAGGUCUUCAUCAAGGUUUCGAAUGGUUGAUACGUUCGAUUCCAAAACAAAAGAACCAAAUAAAUCCCGUCGUAGAAACAGUGAAUGAUACGAUUACCAUGAAAAAUGAUUUGAUUUCGUCAUUGAAUAUUACUAAAUUUACUGCAAGUAUAUGGAAAAUUAUUUCUUCGUCAUUCACUCUUAUUGGAUAUGUAUUUAAAAAUUGA
Molecule: messenger RNA, 702 nt
Organism: Adineta ricciae
Lineage: Eukaryota; Metazoa; Rotifera; Eurotatoria; Adinetida; Adinetidae
Source: the annotation of a GenBank genome assembly